Messenger RNA from Diprion similis, 747 nucleotides. RefSeq lists its product as uncharacterized. The record is from RefSeq and is a predicted model, not a curated record. The transcript is spliced from 4 exons. Lineage: Eukaryota; Metazoa; Arthropoda; Insecta; Hymenoptera; Diprionidae. The coding region runs from base 1 to 525 and encodes 174 amino acids.
AUGUUGGUUUUUGGCGUCCUGUUCCUCGCUGCUUUUUACGGCUCGACUCCAAGCGAAGCUGGUGACCCGACGUUGCGCGUGAAUAUCCUGAGUGUAGAUGUGGUCCAAAAGAAAUCAGAAUUCGUCGACGAAUGGACGGCGACCAUAACCCAAGCGAAGCCAGCGAAUAAAGUUGGGAUAGUAGCUCCGAUUUCGAAAACCUUCCCUGAAGACAUGAUGUUAUCUACGAAUAUCACUUUGGAAGGUAGUCCUGUACUGUUUAUAGAUAUGAGUCUGUGUGAAGCAAUGGAGGAUGAAGUAAUUGCCAAGGGUUUCCUGGCUGCCGGAAAACCCUUUCCAUCCGAGUGUGCACUCACAGAGGGUAAUUACCGAAUCGUCGACUAUACCAUUGACACCAACAGCUUACCAACAAUUCCAGACGGAAAGCUGGAGGGUAAUAUUGCCUUACACAUGCCUGACGAGGAGUCUUUUUUAUUGUUGACAUUCACCGGGACAGUAUCUCACGAAGUACCUGGCAUAGGAUAAAGCCGGAAGAAUCUGCACCUUUUCUGAUGACGACGUGAUGAUCAUGAAUGACCUAAGAUUCGAACCAUGGACCAUGACUUUUAGUCUAAAUAAUUAUCGUAGCUUGUAGAAAUGUAAUAUAAAAAAAUGAAAUUGCACCAUAUACGGUAUACUGUUAAAUCGGUAAUUUCGCAUGUAUUAUGAAAAGACUCAGUAAAGUCUCGCGCUAAGUACAUUAAAAAA